AUGCCUUCUACAUUCACGCACGAAUUCAACGCACACGCUUUCAAAGGCAAAGUUUCCUUCAGCACCGGUAUAUUCGUCAACGGCCAGUUCCAGGAUGGAUCAGACAACACCACUAUCGACGUGAUCAACCCGACAACUGGAAAGGUGAUAACUUCAGUGUCUGAGGGUACGGCCAAGGAUGUCGACGUUGCCGUCGACGCUGCGCAGAAAGCCUACGACACCGUCUGGGGUCUCAAUGCCCCUGGUACUCAGCGUAGUAUAUUGAUGUCGAAACUUGCCGCCCUCAUGCAGGAGAAUGCAGACGAACUUGCUGCUCUCGAGGCAUUGGACAAUGGCAAGACUUUCAAUUGGGCAAAAAAUGCCGACGUCGCUGGUUCCAUCGAUUGUAUUCGCUACUACGCUGGUUGGGCCGACAAGAUUUCUGGUCAAACACAAGAGACCACCAUGGACAAGCUCACCUACACCCGCCACGAGCCAAUCGGUGUCGUCGGCCAAAUCAUCCCAUGGAAUUUCCCAUGCACGUAUAUAUCAACCGUGCUCAUGAUGGCCUGGAAACUUGGCCCUGCUCUUGCAUGCGGUAACACGAUCGUUUUGAAACCCUCAGAAUUCACACCCCUGACUGCAAUUCGAAUGUGCCACCUGAUCAACGAGGCCGGCUUCCCACCCGGCGUCGUCAACGUCAUCACAGGCUACGGACACACUGUCGGCAAUGCCAUCUCUUCACAUAUGCAUGUCGAUAAGGUCGCCUUCACCGGCUCAACCCUUGUCGGUCGUAAGAUCAUGGAGGCUGCUGCGAAGAGUAACCUCAAGAACGUCACCCUCGAACUUGGUGGAAAGAGUCCGAAUAUCAUUUAUGAUGACGCAGACCUCGAACAGGCUGUCAACUGGGCUGCAUUCGGUAUUUUCUGGAACCACGGUCAGACGUGCUGCGCAGGUUCACGUAUCUUCGUGCAAGAAGGCAUCUAUGACGAGUUCCUCAAGCGCUUCACUGAGAAGACUCGGUCACUCAAGGUCGGCGACCCCUUUGCCCCUGACACUUUCCAGGGUCCUCAGGUCUCAGAGGUUCAAUUCAACCGUAUCAUGUCUUACAUCGAGUCCGGAAAGCAGGCUGGUGCCAAGGUUGAGGUUGGUGGGGAGCGUAUUGGAACUGAGGGUUACUUCAUCAAGCCCACCAUCUUCACCAAUGUCGACCCUUCGAUGAAGAUCGUCCAGGAGGAGAUUUUCGGUCCCGUUGGUGUUGUCAUCAAGUUCAAGGAUGAGGAAGAUGUGAUCAAGCAGGCAAAUGACACCGUCUACGGUCUUGCUGCUGCUGUUUUCACCCAGAACCUGAACCGUGCUAUCAACACCGCGCACAAGCUUAAGGCUGGAACUGCAUGGAUUAACUGCGUUAAUUCGUUGCACUCCAAUGUGCCAUUCGGUGGUUUCAAGCAGAGCGGUAUCGGUCGUGAGCUUGGCGAGUACGCCCUCAAUAAUUACACUGCUGUGAAGGCUGUUCACGUCAACCUCGGCCACAAGAUGUGA
Molecule: messenger RNA, 1521 nt
Organism: Suillus paluster
Lineage: Eukaryota; Fungi; Basidiomycota; Agaricomycetes; Boletales; Suillaceae
Product: aldehyde dehydrogenase domain-containing protein
Exons: 10
Coding region: 1-1521 (506 amino acids)
Molecular function (GO): aldehyde dehydrogenase (NAD+) activity
Source: RefSeq, a predicted model, not a curated record